UGUAUUUGAUAGACGGUUCUUGAUUUCAGUUUUGCAGAACAAGCUCUGCAAACACCGAUCGUAUCCUCUGGUGCAAGUGCACUACUUGUAAAGGGAUUGUUAAUAAUAUUUCCCGUCUGCGGAUAAUUCAAAGAACCAGGAAUUUAGGGAAGCCAUCACUUCGGAGAGGAUUCCAGUGGGUCUUCGAUCUGCGCAAAAGUACGUUGAAGACAGCAUGGUAUCAUGACCAGGGAAGGACGAAGCUCUUCGUUGUUUGCUCCGAUUAGUUUCUGCUGGACGUGAUGCCGUUGCGAGCGCUGCAUUUAGCCGUGUCAUUGGAGCGUAUGUUGGACCGAUAAUGCAGGGAAAUGGUGGAGUGAUGAGCCCGUGGUUGUCUGGUUGUUGUUCGGUUGUGGAUGGUGUAUGUUAACGGAGGGAUCUUGGUUGUUGAUGGUGGAUGCGGAGUGCGGUAGCGGGUGCCCCCGGACCCCCAGAUGAUUCCCUUCACCACCAGUGUGUGCUGGCCGCCGGCGCGAAAGGCCCCGCGGGAGGGACAGCCGCCGCCGCCGGCUCACUGGCGAUCUCAAGACGUCCUUGCUCACGCCCCAACGCCCAACUCCGCUCAGGCCACAGCGGACAGCCAAACGAUGUUCAGACCAAAUUCGCUCAUCAAAAGGAAUUCACAAGGGAUUCUGGAAAUUCGCAUACGAAGGGAUGUCGUGCCCUUCGGCUCACCGCGGGAUGAUGUCCCCCUGGCCCAGCUGGCCUCCGUGGCCGAGGAGAAGAUCCUCCAGCCGCAGGCCAGUCUCAUCGAGGAAGUCGAACAUGCCGGUCGCGCUGUGAUCUCAGGACGGUUCUUCAGUCUGCACAAGAACUACCAGCGGCGACGGUCGCGGUUCAAGUUCACCCGGCCGGAGAACGGCGUGCUGGUGGACGAGACGUACCAGGGUCCGGCCAGCUGUUUGUUGCAGCACGUGGCCUGCUGGAACUUCAACACCUUCACCCUGGACCACCUGACCAACGGGCGGGCGCUCUUCCACCUCGGCGUGCACCUCUUCGAGGAGUACGGCCUCGUCGAGCACUUCCGGCUGGACCAUCUCAAACUCAUGAAGUGCUUCGGUUUGCUGGAAGCCAGCUACCACAGCACCAACCCCUUCCACAACUCCAUCCAUGCCGCCGACGUGACGCAGGCGCUGCACUGCGUCGUGCAGCAGAGCGGCAUCCACCGGCAUCUGACCAAAAUGGAGACGAUGGGCGCGCUGUUGGCCGCGGCCGGCCACGACGUGGAUCAUCCCGGCGUCAACCAGCCCUUCCUCGUCGGGACGCGCAACUACCUGGCGCAGCUGUACAACAACAAAUCGGUCCUGGAGAACCACCACUGGCGCACCUCCAUCUGCCUGAUCCGCCAGUCCGGGCUGGUGGACCACUUUGCCCCCGCCGAGCAGAAGGAGCUGGAGGAUAUCAUGCGCACCAUGAUCCUGGCCACCGACAUCACCCGCCAGCCCGAUCUCAUCGCCCGGUUCAAGCAGCUGAAUGAUUGCCGGCGGCCGGAGGAGGUGCUGACCGACCGGGAUGAACGGCUGUUUGUCAUGCAAAUUGCUAAGUGCAGGUGCGCUGAGUGCAUCAGCCGUAUCUGGUCGCCCUUCAAGCAGGGCGACCGUGAGCGCCGUCUCAACCUGCCCGUGACGGCCAUCUGCGACCGCAAAACCAACAACCUCCCCCGCAUCCAGGUCGGCUUCAUCGAGUACGUGGUGGCCCCCCUGUUUCGCGAGUGGGGCCGCUUCAAUCCCGGCAGCGACCUGACCACCACCAUGCUGCGCAAUCUCGAGGUGAAUCUCGUCAAAUGGCAGCAACUGGCCAAGGAGUACGCCGAACGGCAGGCCGCCGAGGGCCCGGCCGGGCGGGAGGAUGCCGGCGCGCAGGUGACGGUGGCCGCGGUAGCGCACAAGACGCCGGUGGUGCAGAUUGUGGCCACGCCCCAGCCGGAAGAUAUCAAGGGCUGGACGUCGGAGCUGCCGGCCGCGACGUUGCCGUUGGUGCGGUCGACCAGUCGCAAGAGUAUCGGGGCUGGUGGCGGGAUGGCCAACAAGCGCCGGCAUAGUCUGCCGCCCACGCUGCACGAUAAACGUCCCAGAACCUCGCUGCACCGUGAGCAGUUCUCCAGUUCGUCGUCGUCGCGCGGCCGUCGGCACUCCAUCUUUAGCGAGACGAUCGUGCGCUUCUCCACCUCCGGCGACCCCUUCGUCGACCGCGUCAGCUUCUCCGUGGAACCCCCCUACCGCCCGCCCGACCUGCCCGGUCCCUCCUGGAGCACCGAGGACAUUGCGCCGCGUAUGUCCCGCAUCACCUCGCUGACCUGCGACACCGAGGUCAGCCGGGUGUCCACGGCGGUGACGGCCGACACCGACUCGGAGGGCGACGAGAUCGGGCCGGUGUUCGCGCGCGACGACGGCGGAGCACGAACCACGCAGCGGAAACUGCAGGCGCGGAUCAGCCAGAGCUUCGAUGAGGAGCCGUUCAUCCCGCCGUCGGAGGCGGAGGAGGACGAGGAAGAGGAGGAAGAGGAUAAGGAGAACUCCGGGGAGGGACCGCGGGAGGCGACGUUGUAUUACGACUGGAAUGCGCGCGGGCCCAAGUAUUUCGAGCGGAAGAUCAAGGAGGAAGAGGAGCAGGUCGAGUUGGCGCCGACGGAUGACGACCUGCCGCUGCCGCCGUCCCGCCGGCAUUCCAAGCCGCCCAGCCAUCCCGGCAUGAACCCCGUCAGCGCCGUGGCGGUGCUGGGCAAACGCGGCAGUGUGCCGCCCUUCCUGUGCAAGUACCCCGAACGGCUGCAGAACCGGCGCUGCUCCGAGCCCAUUGCGCUGCCCUUCCCCUUCCUGCUGGGCGGCCGCGACGAGGAGGACGUGGACGUGGACACGGAGGAGCCGGCGCCCAAGGCCUUCCUCAACCGCCGCCGCUGCUCCGAGCCGGUGGAUGUUCUCAGUACGUCGCAGCGGGUCUUCCUUGAAGGACUGCAGUCCCUGCAGCACUCAGUAUCCUCGUCGUCGGUGAGCGGUCUGGAACGGCCGUCCAGCCGGGCCAGUGAUAGCGAGCGGCGUCGGCGCAGCGGCAACUCCAGUCCGGGCGGGCCCCCCGGGGGCGGUGCGGCGGCCGGAGGGGGAUUGACGGCCGUGACGCCGUUUGUAUUCUUGUGAAACGGGAAUGGGAAAAACGUGUAUAAAGCCGCAGCGAACGCCUUGGUCGGGGACGGGAGAAUAAUUAUUUAUAAAUAAUUGAUGGGAAAUUCAUCCAUGAUUUUCUUGGACGGUUCGGUUGCUCCUUCUGAAACCCUGAUAAUACUCUUACCAAAAAAUCAGCCACGACGACGACACGAUGUACAAAAAGCGCGGGAUGCAUUUGUGUAUUUUGUACAAAAGAUGCACCGGCGACGGUGGGAAGAAUGGAUGGUCCUUGUACAAAAAAAGGGCGCGUUCGGCGCGCUCCUUGCAUUCCCGGGAUACGGUUGCUCCAUGGCGUCUGGAUGGUGUGUGCAUUGCGCGUGUGUGUGUGUGUUCGUGUUUUCCUCAGUGUGUCUCUUUCUGUACAAAAUCACAGUUGGCUGAUUGGUGUUUACUACACAACAAUUGUACCAUUAAUUCUGGGUUUUUUCUCUUCUUUUUUUUGUAAUGAUUUUUCCCUGGGGGAAUAUUUCUGGAUGGUGUUCUUUCGGCGGGGAUGUCUGGUUGUUGGGUUGUGAAUAGUCCGCUGCGGCGACUGGUUGACGAUUGGGUUUGAGUAAAGGUUGACAAUAUUGCUGG
Paramacrobiotus metropolitanus is the source of this 3776-nucleotide messenger RNA. RefSeq lists its product as uncharacterized. The record is from RefSeq and is a predicted model, not a curated record. NCBI's taxonomy places the organism in Eukaryota, Metazoa, Tardigrada, Eutardigrada, Parachela, Macrobiotidae. Gene Ontology annotation, molecular function: 3',5'-cyclic-AMP phosphodiesterase activity.